This is a messenger RNA of Fragaria vesca subsp. vesca, 825 nucleotides long. RefSeq lists its product as uncharacterized. The transcript has 6 exons. The record is from RefSeq and is a predicted model, not a curated record. Bases 310 to 825 code for a protein of 171 amino acids. Lineage: Eukaryota; Viridiplantae; Streptophyta; Magnoliopsida; Rosales; Rosaceae.
UCUGAUAAGAUGUUUUUCUUGCUCUGAUCCUUUUUUAGAGUCUUUAUACAACAACCAAUUUGACCAGGUGGUGGCUAGUCGAAAUUGAAAUUACGGUUUUGAUUUUUCGAUUCCACCACAUUUUGAUUCUUAUAUCAUGUUUUCUUGCUCUGAUCCAGUGUUAAGAGUCUUUGUAUUUCAAGGAAUUUGACGAGGAGGUCACUAGUUGAAACUAGGGUUUUCCAAUUUGAUUCCAAAUGGUGUUGGAUUUUUAAGUUGUUGAUUUAAGAUAUAGGAUUUGACUCUGUACUCCGUUAGGAGUCUGCGCUCAUGAAUGAUCUGGAUAAGAAAGUACCGAACCCGAAGGUUUCGAAAGAGGAGUGCCCUGCACAUGUUGAGGAGGUGUCCAUCCUGAAGCGUCACAAGGAUGUUGGAAAACAUGGAGAUAAUUACAUUUCUGAACAUAUUAAGGAGGAAUCUGUGUUUUUGAAAAAGUGUGGUAAGUUGCCGAGCCAGAAGGUAACUAAAGAGGAAUGCAUUGCUAGUUAUAUCCAGAUUAAUGAGGAUAUUCCCCUCCACGUGAUGGUUGAUAUGAAGAUUGGUAUUCGUGACAUUAUUUUGAUCUAUCAAGCUGAGGGCUUCGAAGAAAAUGUGAGGAACCUACGUAAUAGCCUCUCUAGAAACAUGCAACCCAAAGAUACUAAAGUUGCCCAUGCAUUGAUAAAUGCCUGCAAGGCUAGCAUGGGAAUUAACUCGCUAGGAUUUGUUUGCGGAUUAUCCAUUGAUAGAGAAAGCAUUUGGAAAUUCCGAAGGCUAAACAUGGGAAGUGGAUAUUUGGGAGAUUAG